Molecule: messenger RNA, 4012 nt
Organism: Pseudomyrmex gracilis
Lineage: Eukaryota; Metazoa; Arthropoda; Insecta; Hymenoptera; Formicidae
Product: ribosome biogenesis protein BMS1 homolog
Exons: 3
Coding region: 100-3942 (1280 amino acids)
Biological process (GO): maturation of SSU-rRNA from tricistronic rRNA transcript (SSU-rRNA, 5.8S rRNA, LSU-rRNA); endonucleolytic cleavage of tricistronic rRNA transcript (SSU-rRNA, 5.8S rRNA, LSU-rRNA); ribosome biogenesis
Cellular component (GO): nucleus; 90S preribosome
Molecular function (GO): GTP binding; GTPase activity; U3 snoRNA binding
Source: RefSeq, a predicted model, not a curated record
CUCACGUGCAGGAGCGUGCGCCAUAGAAGCAAAGAAGAAGAAGCUAUUAUAACCUCACGUGACCGCUCGUCACAUAACCCUUAAAGUGCGUUUAGAAUUAUGGACGCGAGUAAUCAGGAAGGAGACACGGUAAAGCACAAAAGUCACAGAGAGCGGAAUGCUGGCCGUAAGGCGGAAAAGAAGAACGCUAAAAAGAGAAGGCAAGAUGAAUUGCCGGAUAAGCAGAAGAAUCCGAAAGCAUUUACGUUCAACUCUGCGAUCAAAGCGGAAAGAAAGUUCAGACGCAAACAGGAUAUUGAAACCAAGAAGCAACACAUACCGCUGGUCGACAGAACACCGUUGGAGCCACCGCCAAUUUUGGUCGCUGUGGUAGGUCCUCCGAAAGUGGGAAAAUCGUUGGUAAUUCAAUGCCUGAUCAAAAGUUACGUCAAGCAGCCGUUGACCAACAUACUCGGUCCGGUUACCGUUGUUUCCGGGAAAAAACGAAGGAUUACCUUUAUUGAAUGCAACAACGACGUGAACAGCAUGAUCGACAUUGCGAAAGUUACGGAUUUGGUGUUGCUUCUGGUGGACGCUUCUUUCGGAUUCGAAAUGGAGAUCUUCGAGUUCCUAAAUAUAUGUCAGGUGCACGGCAUGCCCAGAAUUAUGGGGGUGCUCACUCAUCUAGAUCUGAUAAAGAACGCAAAACAAAUGAGAAAAAUUAAGAAGACGCUUAAGCAUCGCUUUUGGACGGAGGUGUAUGCUGGCGCAAAACUGUUUUAUCUCUCUGGAUUGCUGCACGAAGAGUACCUUCGUACGGAAAUAAAAAAUUUAGCACGAUUUAUUUCGAUCAUGAAGUUCAGACCAUUGACCUGGCGUACCACUCAUCCUUACAUACUUGCCGAUAGAAUAGAAGAUCUGACAUCUCCCGAAUUAAUUAGACAAAAUCCAAAGGUUGACAGAACAAUCAGUUUAUACGGAUACGUUAGAGGAAUUCCAUUGAACAAGGAAUCGUCUGUUCACAUACCUGGCUGUGGGGAUAUGAAACUCAAGGAUGUAAACUUUCUGCCGGAUCCGUGUCCACUUCCGGAGCAGAUAAAAAAGCGUGCCUUAGUAGAAAAAGAACGACUGAUUUACGCACCAUUUUCUGGCGUUGGUGGUAUAGUUUACGACAAGGAUGCCGUUUAUGUAGAACUAGGUGGCAGUCAUUCGUACAAACAGGAAGAUUCAGGACUGACUAGUGCGUUAAUGGAGACGCAAGAGACAUUAGAUCAGAAAUUGCAGCACAGCGAAUUGCAGCUGUUUAGCGACGCUGCGCCGAUAAAAUCGGAAGACGUAAACGAAAAUAUGGCAAACUAUACGAGUGAAUUGGUGACGGAGAAUGGGAGAAUUAGACGUAGAGUGAUAUUUAAUGAAGAAACAGAAUUUAAAAAUGUUCUGAACGAUGAUGAUGAUGAUAAUGAAACUGACGAAGAUGUAGAAUCUAACGAUGAGGAAGUUUCGGAAAACCUUAAUGACGUUAAAACAGAAUCUGAAAGUAUUCUGGACGCUAGUGAUGACGAAACUGACGAAGAUGAGGAAUCCGAUAGUGAAGUUACGGAAAAACUUAAUGGCACUAAAACGAGCAGUAAAAGAAAAAUUGGAUCUAAGCAAGAGGAUAACGUAAAAAUGAAAAAACUAAAAACUUCGGCCAAUUUAACUAUUGAAAAUAAUGAAGAUGAUGAUUUCGAUGAGUCUAGCUUAACGAACGAUAAAAAGAAAAAUAUUUCUGAAAGAAAUGAUGUAGCAGUAUAUCAUUCCCUGAGUAAAGAAUCAGAUAAAUUAAUACAAAAUAAAAUCUCAGAAGCAUUGAAUUUUCUGGAAGCAAAGAAGACUAUGAAACAGGACAGUGAUGAUGACGAGAGUUUUGAUGAGCUCAGCGAUGAAGACUCGCGCACGGCUUUAGAGAAAGACGAUGCAGAUCAGAUCAGCGAUUUGGAGGAAGAUACAAACGACGACGAAGAAGAAGAUAAUGACGAUGAUGAUGAUAAUGAAAUGAUCAGAAGCAAAAACGAAAAUGAAGAAGAAGAAGAAGAAGAAGAUGAUGAAAUGAAAGAUAGUGAGAUGUACGAGAGUGGAGAAGAAAUUGCGGAUGAGUUAAAAUGGAAAAGAAAUUUAUCUGAGAAAGCGAGAGAGAUGUUCAUCAAUCGCCAACAAAACAACAAAAAUCUAAUGAAAAUAGUUUACGGCGUAUUCGACAGGAAUAACAUUACAGAAGAAACCAAAAAGGAAGACGAGGAACCUGGCGAGGAUGUAGGCGGGAUAUUUCGAGUAGUCAGCGCGCAACAAAAACAAAAGAUAUACGAACGAGAAUUGCAGAAUCAGGAAGAGUCAGUUUUCUUUACGACGGAGAAUCCGCGUGAUUGGUUGGAGGAGGAAAACAAGACACUGUUGAUCAAUCGUUUCGUGACAGGUAAAUGGAAAGAAUCGGAAGACGCCGAGGAGCUCUUGAAACUGGAUGACGAAGAAUUGUACGGCGAUUUUGAGGAUUUGGAAACCGGCGAGACACACAAGGCAGAGAAUGCAGCUUCUAAGGAUUUACCGACGGACGAGACGGAAGAGAAGAAGAAACUUUUGGAAAAGAAGAAGAAGCUAAAGGAGCAAUUUGAUGCAGAAUAUGACGACUCGGAGAAAAAGACAUACUAUGAUGAGCUUAGGGCCGAGGUGGAAAAGCAAGCGGGCAUCAACAAGACCGAGUUCGAGGGACUAGACGAUGAUGUUAGAGUCCAGCUGGAAGGCUAUCGUCCUGGCAUGUAUGUGCGCGUGGAAAUAGAAGCGGUGCCGUGUGAGUUGAUAAUGAAUCUAGAUCCGACGUAUCCGAUCAUCAUCGGCGGCCUGUUGCACGGUGAAGAAAACAUCGGUUACGUGCAGACGCGAAUCAAGAAGCAUCGGUGGUAUUCGCGGAUCUUAAAGAGUCGCGAUCCACUUAUCUUCUCCAUAGGUUGGCGUAGAUUUCAGUCGCUACCGAUCUACUCCAAGCUGGAAGACAAUUUGCGUCAUCGAAUGUUAAAGUACACACCGGAGCACGUGGCGUGCGUGGGUCAUUUUUGGGGCCCGAUCACUCCUCAGGGUACUGGCGUGCUAGCGAUACAAGACGUCGCAAGUAGAGAACCCGGUUUCCGCAUAGCCGCGACCGGCUCUAUCGUAGAACUCGAUAAGAGCACGCAAGUAGUGAAGAAGCUCAAACUCACCGGUGUUCCCAUGAAGAUCUAUCGUAAGACCGCGUUUAUCAAGGACAUGUUCAACACCGCGCUCGAGGUCGCGAAGUUUGAGGGCGCUCGAAUCAAAACGGUUUCGGGUAUUCGCGGUCAAAUCAAAAAAGCGGUUUCCAAACCGGAAGGCUGUUUCCGCGCCACAUUCGAGGACAAAAUAAUGCUGAGCGACAUAGUGUUCUGUCGAACGUGGUACAAGGUAGACGUGCCGCGUUUCUACAACCCGGUGACGUCGUUGCUGCUGCCGCCCGCGGAGAAGAAUCACUGGCGUGGUAUGAAGACCACAGGCCAACUGAAACGUGAGAUGAGUAUUCAUAACGUGGCCAACACGGAUUCGAUGUACACGCCAAUUGAGCGAGAAGCGAAGGUGUUCCGGCCGCUGUAUAUUCCAAGAAAAUUACAGAAAGAGCUUCCGUAUAGAGAUAAGCCUAAGCUUCAAACUUUACCGCACUUACGUAAAUCCAAAUUCAAGCAGAGCAGAGUCGCCGUGGUGCGCGAACCUCAAGAGCACAACAUUGCUCGUAUGAUGAAGAUGAUCAGAACGGUUUACGCGCACAAGCAGAAGCAAGAAAAGGCGGCCAUGACGAAGAGGAUAACGGCGUAUCAGGCGCGAAUCGCGGAAGAGGAAGCUAAGAAAUUGAAGAAGCAGAAACAGGUGAAGAAAGAAUUAUGUAGAAACUUGAGCAAAUCGGAGAAGAAGAACAAUCGAUGAGACUUUUUUUUUGAGGUAAAUAUUCCGAAGUCGAUUAAAAUAUUAUUACAAAUAAUUAAGUCAAAAUGUA